AUGUAUCCCCCCUUCCAACGCUGCCUGUUCGCUGAACAACGAACAGAGAUCUAUACCGUUCGGCCGGCCGGUGGGCUUCCUGAAGUCCUCGGGGUUGGCAUUGCAGUUGAUUUCGACAGCCGCAUUCCAAGCACCAUGAUCCAUCGCAACUGCAGGGUCCAGGAUCGGGAAGACACGGAAGAGCAGGAGUCAGGCACGAAUUCGAGAUAUGUGCGAAACUUCAGCACCGAGCAUAGUCCGCAGCUGGUAUUUAUCGAGCUGGACAGCGCUAAAAAUAACGACGGUAGUCACUGUAUUACCAGUGGAGCACUGUUCUGCAGUCGAGUUGUACCAGCCGAUUCGGUCGAGGGGCCGAGCCUCUCUGUGCCUGCUAUUGUCGUGCACCGCGAUUCCAAGUCCGAGAAUCUGUUGGCCACGACUUUUUGGGCAGGCAUCUGGAAAGGAGGGUCAGAGCGAUACAACGCCCAUGAACAGAACUUCCACGAUAGGUUCAAAGGCCUCGGGUGGCUAAGAUCUGUGCCUGAGGCGUCAUAUGCGCUUUGCGGGACAACUUUAGCCAGCGCCGAGGAUGCAGGAUCAUUAUUACGUGCCGCACAUCAAGUGUUGCCCAAGGGCAGCGGACUAUCUGCCGGCCGAGUCGGCAAGGCUGCUACAUAUCUGUCUCCAUUCUUUGCCGCUUGCAUGGUUGCACACAUCCACGUGCAGGAGGACCGGACUAUUGUGCUGCGCUUAUUUGGGUGCGUGCGACUGUCCAAACUGAAGACUGAUCGCAACAAUUUUCUCAGCAUCGCCUCACGACCCCAUCUGGCCACAGCAGUGCGGACUCUCGAGUGGCACGAGCUUCCAAUUACAGCUUACCGCAAUGGUACACAACUCACUGAUUUCGGGAUGACACUCGCAGAGGUGUACCGCUGGUAUAAGAACUUGUGCCGGAUUGAGCCGUGGAGCCCCUUCGACAAGAAGGCCCCGCGCUUUACGCAGUCCCGUUAUAUGGAACGGCUCCGCGGCUUUCACCAAGCAUUCACGGCUGCCAUCAGCGCCAUGCCCCAUCUCGACACGUUCCGAAUGCAAUCAGCCGACCACGGUCAAAUACUGGGCACCAUAGGGCGCACCCCAGUCCUCGUCCAGGACAUUGACACAGAUGUUGGAUACAAACGCAGCUAUAGGCGGCUGUUGCUUGGGGUGCAAGACUUCUUCCACAACGCCUUGGAGGCUAAAGCAUCCAGGAUCUCUCGUGUCCCAAGUACAUGCGCUUCGAUCACCUACUGCACAAGGACGUCGUCACUCGGGCCGCCCCCAGCCGACAUCACCUACUUUGGUGCUGUGUCCGGCCAGCCGUUCCAGUCCAUGACUUCCGUCGAGCUUGCUCUGGCUAACGUUGGGCAGGAAACCAUGAAACGGACCCUGUCAGCCCUUCUCCAUGCUCGCCAGCUUCGGACCCUCCAGCUGAAGUACGCCAAAGGCACAGAAGGUGGACGCACAUCAAAAGGCUCUGCAGAGACUGGACGCACGAUUGUCGAAUUCUUCAAGGAACGGGGAUCGGGCUGGCCUCCCCUUAAGGCAUUAAGCCUGGAAGAUAUGAAUCUCUCGUCUCGAGUGCACAUCGCGCUUGUCACGCUGCACAAGGCAACCCUGUGCAGCCUGCGCCUCGUCAAUUGUGGUCUGACCUUGGCCGAUGUCAACGAUCUAGCUCCGAUAGACGGCUUGCGCUUGCAGACGGUCGAGAUACAAGAACCUCGUGGCGAACCGCAGGAGAUUGAGCACGACCACCAGCUGUGCAUUCUCACCCGCUGGAAGAAGCGAGUCCCGCUCCAAGGACAAGCUGCGGCCAACCAUGAAGACUUGGUCAUCCGCACUACCGAUCCCAACGAGGAGCUCUCCGAGGACGCGAAUGAGGACUCUCAUCCUAACUGGGAGAACCCAGACCGCAAUUUCAUCUGGGCCGCUCUGUACCGCAGGCCCUUCCGAUUCUACAGAGAGCGGUAUGCACGAUGCUGGCACUGGGGCAGGAGGACCACCUCGGGCCCGAUCCAUUUCUGGCCAUCAGAUGACGAGAGCGGUCGGCCGACGUCGUUGUGGAAGUUCACGCACGGCGCCACCGGCGAGGUCCGGUUCGGCGACAACCCACUCGAGUACUGGGACGCAUGGGACGAGGAAGACGGUAGCGCUGACAUCGCCGAGCCGACGCCCUACGACCACGCCUUCCUGUGCUACGUGUCGGAUGUCAGCGACAACGAAUGGGGACAGCCCCCCAAGGAAGAAGCGGUGCCGCGAAAUCGAGAAACCACGAAGUUCACCAAGAGGAUGCAGGACGAGCUUGAACGCCAUAGACUCCUGCCGGUAUCUGACUAGGUCGAUGGUUAGAUGGCGGCCACCACACAGACUCAUAGGAUAUGAGGGGGACGGAAUCUCCAUGUGUCUAAUGUCUAUCAAGCUACGCCGGGAACACGAAAGGACGAAAGAAGCAGCGUGUAGAGGGCUGUUAUGUGCACGCCAAGGAGGAGCUCGAGCGAUUGGCAUCCCUGUCUGGAAGAAACAUGGCAAGUAUUGGCGGUAGAAUAGUUCUGUAGAGCUGGACGUGCAUGUCCACGAACUCCCUUACGAAAGAAG
Messenger RNA from Microdochium trichocladiopsis, 2610 nucleotides. RefSeq lists its product as uncharacterized. NCBI's taxonomy places the organism in Eukaryota, Fungi, Ascomycota, Sordariomycetes, Xylariales, Microdochiaceae. Bases 1 to 2352 code for a protein of 783 amino acids. The transcript has 4 exons. The record is from RefSeq and is a predicted model, not a curated record.